AACAAAUUGAUAUUGAUUUCAGUCUUUUGCCCCAGAAAACACACACACACACACACGCACAGAGAGAUUACACCGCUCACCGAUUAACAGCAUCAGCAAUCAUAAAGUUUCUGAGAUAUCUGCUGUUCAGUCAAUACCAUUAUUUGAUCACAGGAUAGUGCUUACACAAAAAAGUGUCUCUUCUGGCAGGCGCGCGCUUGUGUUGUAAUAUUAUUACAGUUUCUGUUAAAAUGCAAAUAAAUGCGCAAAACUUUUACGCAUAAAAGGCUACAUGAUAAGACAUAUUGUGAGUUAGAUGCCUAAGCAUUUCUGUGUAAUGACUUCAAAUGUUAAAGCAAUGAAAUGUGAAGAAAUGUGAACUAUUCUGGCGCAGUGCGCUCUGAAGCAAGGAAACAAAGACAUGCAAACUUCCCGGACAAACAGAUAAAUAAUAAAUAAAUAAAUAAAUAGAUAGAUAGAUAAAUAAAUAAAUAAACACAGUUUGAUCUUAUCCAUAUGCACACAUGGUAGACUAUUGUCAGAUUUAUGGACUGAUAGAGAAUAUCUGGUUAAGGCACUGAUGCAGAGGCUUCGUGCGUAAAGGACGCGCCGUAGCCACACCAGCUGUUCUGUACAUAAAGCAGACGUUAUGCCUGAUGUUCAAAGCUGCAUCCUGGACGCACAUCACUGCUCAUUUAUGCGCACCUAAUCCUCGACACACGGAUCAGGGCUGAUGGUUUCGAUGAAAUUAAGGCGUAAAGUAGAGUGUCAACUUCAAGUAAUUUUAAACGCCAGGACUGAGACGUGGUGGUGACGUCAGGAGGUGCGAGGCGCCGGCGGGUGCGCGCAUUUCUCAAUCGCAGUCUCUGUCGCGCACCUGCCGAACUCACCUCCGCGCCCCGGCGCCUUCACGGACAGGCGCGAUGAAUCUCAGCAGGUCUCGCUCUUUCGCAGGCGCACCCCGGAACAGCAACUCGGGCUCCACCGACGAGCUGGUCAUCACCUCCACUUUUGGCACGCUGCUCUCGCUUGUUUACGUGGUUGGCGUUUCGGGAAACGUGUACACUCUGGUCGUGAUGUGCCACUCGAUUCGCUUCGCCACCUCCAUGUACAUCUCGAUAAUUAACUUGGCGCUCGCGGACUUGCUGUACCUCUCCACGAUCCCGUUCGUGGUGUGCACGUACUUCCUCAAGGACUGGUACUUCGGGGACGUGGGCUGUCGCAUACUGCUCAGUCUGGAUCUCCUCACCAUGCACGCAAGCAUCUUCACCUUAACCGUCAUGUGCAUGGAGCGCUACUUGGCCGUGACGAAGCCUCUGGACAACGUGAAGCGCUCCAAAAGCUAUCGCAAAGCCAUGGCUUGGGGGGUGUGGAUACUCUCUCUGCUCUUAACCAUGCCUAUGAUCAUCAUGGUGAACCAGACGAGCAGAAAGGCCGCGGACGGAAGCGUCAAACGCAUGUGCGCUCCUACUUGGGCACCUCAGGCGUAUAAGAUCUACCUGACUGUUCUGUUUUGCACCAGUAUCAUGGCGCCUGGCCUGAUCAUUGGCUACCUGUACACCAAAUUAGCCAGGACAUACCUUGAAUCACAGAGGAGCUCGGCUCUAAACAAGGGCAACAAGCGGUCACCUAAGCAAAAAGUGCUCAUAAUGAUAUUUACGAUCGUGCUCGUGUUCUGGGCCUGCUUCCUGCCCUUCUGGAUAUGGCAGCUUUUGCCCCUCUACCACGAACCCCUGGCCCUGGCUCCUCACAUCCGCACGUGUAUUAACUACCUGGUGGCGUGCCUGACCUACAGCAACAGCUGCAUCAACCCGUUCCUGUACACGCUGCUCACCAAGAACUACCGGGAGUAUCUGCAAAACCGCCACAAGAGCUUCUACCGCUACACGUCGUCCUUCAAGAAGCGGCCGCCGAGCUUGUACUCGUGGGGAAAGUCCGCGUCGUCGAGCAAUCAGUUCGAGUUUAACUCGGAGACGCUGGUCAUGUCACAGCUGAAGGUGCAGUGAAGGGGUGAGGAAGAGGAAGAUGACCAGGAGACAUGUGAGGAAAACCAUGGCCAUGUCCAGGUAAAUAUUUUAGUGUGAUCAUUCAUGUGAAACACCUCCCCUCAUCUUUCACACUCACUCAGCAGCAUGCACAAGAAUGAGCUAAAUCUUCACACAAACUCUGUAAUAAAUCUCUAACAAAUGCACAGAAAAGUAUCAAAAUACUUAAUAAUAAUGUA
This is a messenger RNA of Pangasianodon hypophthalmus (striped catfish), 2203 nucleotides long. Its product is annotated as urotensin-2 receptor. Gene Ontology annotation, molecular function: urotensin II receptor activity. NCBI's taxonomy places the organism in Eukaryota, Metazoa, Chordata, Actinopteri, Siluriformes, Pangasiidae. Gene Ontology annotation, cellular component: membrane. The transcript has a single exon. Gene Ontology annotation, biological process: neuropeptide signaling pathway; blood vessel diameter maintenance; regulation of blood pressure. The record is from RefSeq and is a predicted model, not a curated record. The coding region runs from base 903 to 1985 and encodes 360 amino acids.